Lithohypha guttulata is the source of this 1125-nucleotide messenger RNA. It is a transcript of the gene SWD3, whose product is annotated as WD domain protein. Bases 1 to 1125 code for a protein of 374 amino acids. Gene Ontology annotation, cellular component: Set1C/COMPASS complex. Lineage: Eukaryota; Fungi; Ascomycota; Eurotiomycetes; Chaetothyriales; Trichomeriaceae. The record is from RefSeq and is a predicted model, not a curated record. The transcript has 2 exons. Gene Ontology annotation, molecular function: histone binding.
AUGCUAUACGAAUACGAUAGGUACUCCUCGCUAGCCUCUCUACCGAAAGCUCACGCAAGAGGCAUCACCUCUGCGAAGUUCUCGCCAGACGGCGCUCUGCUUGCGACAGCGUCUGCCGAUGCAAGCAUCAAUAUUUAUUCUGUGCUGGGUCAACCCACAACAGAGCCCUCCCUCAAACUUCUGAAAACACUACGCAGCCAUAAAGCUGGCGUCAACGCUCUAUCGUGGUCUCAGACCGGUCCUCCCUACACCCUCGCUUCAGCAUCUGAUGAUAAAAGUAUCCUGAUAUGGAGUCCUCUGAGUAGCGACUUCCCUAUUCCACCGAGCCCAUAUCUGGGUCACAGCAAUUAUGUCUACAGCUUGGCCUUCUCACCAAAGGGCAACAUGCUCGUUUCGGGUAGCUACGAUGAGGCCGUGUUUCUCUGGGAUGUGCGCAGUGCUAAGGUCAUGCGUCAACUCCCCGCACACUCAGAUCCAGUUUCAGGUGUGGACUUCGUAAGAGACGGUACAAUGGUAUGCAGUUGUGCGAGUGAUGGGCUGAUACGCAUAUGGGAUGCGGGAACCGGUCAAUGCCUGAAGACUUUGGUACAUGAAGACCGGAAGGCAGUCACUGCAGUCAGGUUCUCGCCUAAUGGUCGUUAUGUGCUGGCGUGGACAUUGGACAACUGCAUACGCUUAUGGCGAUACCUUGGCGCCGAUGGUGGUGGCUGUGUCAAGACGUAUCAAGGUCACCUCAACUCUGCAUACUCGCUGAGUGGCACAAUUGGAGAAUACACCACAAUUGACGAGGAAACAGACCUGCAAAAGACUGAAGGGUUCGUCGUAAGUGGAAGUGAAGAUGGUGACAUAUUCGUCUGGGAUAUCAAUAGCAAGGAGAUACUAUGGCACGAAAGUGGUCACAGCGACGUUGUUCUGUCUGUCGACUGGGCAAAACUGAAGGACGGACGAGGCAUGUUGGCGAGUGUGGGUAAAGACCGAACAUUAAAAGUCUGGAUAGAAGAUGUUGAACCUAGGUCUAUCAACGACAACGACGAUGAAUCCAAAGUCGUGAAAGAGAACGUCAACGGGCAAGGUCACACCGUGCAGCUUGAAAUCAAGAGGGAGGAUACCGAAAUGGAGGCAUGA